UUGGUCUGUGAAGUAUUCUGCUUUUUUCCUGCUGCUCUGCCCUCUGAGCACCAUCCAGACGCACUGGUGUGUGACAAGAACAGCAAUGCGGACAGUACAGCGGCGCUCAAGCACAUCCUGACGGCACCCCCAAACACUUCUGCUAACAUUCCCCACCCAAAAAAGUGGGGUCCCUUCACAUUGGAGACUCGAGCCAGAAUGCCACAGGGAGCCUCCAAAUGAGAGAUACUGACUCGAACGAGAGCUACAAAAGGAUACAGCGAGUGAGUGAAGAGUUGGCGAGAAUCAGACUUUGGUGGAUUUCUUUUGCACGCUGUUGAGGGAAUCGCAGUUGGCUGGUUCCUGACCGGAGGACGUCUUUACACUCUAAUUGCAAACUAAAAGAAACACUAAAGAAAGGGCUACUAUGGCCAACUCUGGGUUUCAGCUUCUGGGCUACUUUCUGGCAUUGGGAGGAUGGAUUGGGAUCAUCUCCACUACGGUGCUACCCCAGUGGAAGCAGUCCUCGUAUGCAGGGGAUGCCAUCAUCAUGGCUGUGGGCUUGUAUGAGGGCCUGUGGAUGUCCUGUGCAUCUCAGAGUACAGGCCAGGUGCAGUGCAAGAUCUUCGACUCUUUGCUUUCGCUGGACGUCAACAUUCAGACGUGUCGAGCUCUGAUGGUGAUCUCUGUGCUCAUGGGCUUCAUGGGUAUCAUUGUAAGUGUGGUCGGCAUGAAGUGCACAAAGGUGGGUGACAACAACCCAUCCACAAAGAGCAAGAUCGCCAUCUCUGGUGGGAGUCUAUUCCUGCUCUCAGGUGUCUGCACGCUGGUGGCCGUGUCCUGGUAUGCCGCACAGGUGUCUGCCCACUUCUUCGACCCCAACACACCAACUAAUGCCAAGUACGAUUUUGGAACCGCCCUCUUUGUGGGGUGGGCGGCGUCCGUCCUGAUGAUGCUGGGCGGCGCGUUCCUUUGCUGCUCCUGCAUCAACGAGGACAGAAGAGGACAGCAGUUCUACCGGCAAUCUCAGCCCUCCACAACCAGAGAGGAUGAGUUGUUGAGUGAGACUAGUUUCCCUGACUGACCAACCCUCCCUGCCUUUUUUCGAGGACUGUCCGAGCUCUACUCUCUGUGUCUCUGUGUCCCCUCACUCCCACCUAGAAUACAAAUUUGGACACUUGUCUGUACGAUUGGGCUCCUACACCCUACAUACUUAAAACUUGUGUGCCUUUUUUUCAACAUCUGAUCAAUAAAUGUGUUUGAAAAACAAAGAGAAAUCGUCACCCCCGAUAUCUGUUGUGUGUGCCUGAAAACCCCUCUUUGUCUUUGCCUUUGUAAAUAUGUAUUAUUGCAGUAUUGUAAGUGACUAAAGUGUCAUUUGGAGCGGUGGAUCUAAGCGUUUUUUCGCUCUAACUCAAACAUGUUUUGUUUUUUCUUUUAAAUUGCAGAGCAAAUGUUAAAAGUUCUCCAGCAGAGAAAGGGGAGCAGUACUUGUAGUUUGGGCGACUUCGUGGGUCACAAGCUGUUAGAUUUUUGGCAACAGACAAGACACUCUCUUUUUCGGUAAUAGUAAAAAAAGCUCCAGUAAAAACUCAAACAUAACAUGUUUCCCUGUACAGUAAAACAGACAAUGCAUUCAUUACACCAAGCAAUGUCUUUAUUUCCAACCAACAUUGUACUGUAGUGUAAAACAAAUUUGACCAGGAGUGUGUGAGCCGCAUUAGCAUUACCAGAUAGUAUUUGACAUGUCAUUUUUUUUCCGAGUUUGUCAUACUAGCCGAAAAACAUGAUCACUCAUCUGGAGAGCAUUGAUUCAGGGUACAUUAUAAUGCAUUUAAAUAAUUAUGCAAAUCUUCAACAUGUGCAGUGUAAUAUACUUUUUGAGCUAUAACUGUGUUUUGACUCACAAAUGUCUUUUGGUUUGCUAAUAGUUUAUUGUGUCUUAUAGGGCUGCACAAUAUAUCCUCUAUAUCAAAUAUAUAUAUGUAUCGCAGACACGUGAUCGCGAUAAUAAACGUAUCGCAGACACGAGUGAUAAAUGACAUUUUAUUUGAUGCUUUGGUUGUUUAUCGAAAUUUGACCAAUCAGAUGGUGCCUUACUAUCUUUAGCCCUGCCUCCCACGUAGUUGCUGUUCAGGUAUUGGCUGGAUCAGGAGCUGAAAAUAAACACUAAUGGCGGGUAAAGACAACAGCCAAUCAGAGACAGAAUAUUCAAAUACUAAGGCCCAAUCCCAUUUCUAGACCUUAGCUCUUCCCCUUACCCCUAGUUUUGUGCAUUCAUGUGAAGGAGUAGGGGUGUCCCGAUUCUCUUUGUGCGGUUUAUUUAUAAACUAAUUUCGAGAGGAUCACGUGCUUAUGAUUGAUCACAGCUGGUCCCGCAUCAGCUUCACAUACUGCGCCAAUUAGAGACGAAAAAUCUUCGUCUUGAACCCAACCCCUACUUCUACCCCUUAUACUGAUAGAGCGGCACAGCAGCCCAGUGGUUAGCUCUGUUGCCUCACAGCAAGAACACGACUGGUUUGAGCCCUUACCGGGUCAGUCAGCGUUUCUGUGCAGAGAUUGCAUGUUCUCCCCGUGCUCGCGUGGGUUUUCCCCUGGGUUCCCCGGUGUCCUUCCACCAUCCAAAGACAUACAAUACAAGUAAAUUGAUUAAUCCAAAGUGCCAUCAUGAGACAAGCUCUAAGCCAGUUAUAUCUUUUAGCUAUUUUUAACACGUUCACAAGCAGGGGACGUUUCGUGACCAUCCUGAGCUCAAACUUCUUUCUUGCCCUUCAAACGGGAGGGAGCCCCAGGCUCGAGGAUAUUCUGAGUUCAGGGCUCUCUUCCAGGACAGCAUGCCAAAUACACUUUAUUAUCAAUCAUCAGUGAAAGCAUAAGGUUAAGGGGAUGGGCUAGAUAGCCUUUGAAACUGAGAUUUUCCAAGACCACACUCUAAACCAAUUGGUACAAAAAUUUCUCUAAAUACACCAGCCACAAUGGCAGCAUGACUGCACAUGUGAGUCAGGAGAUCGACAAAUUAGUGUUUUUUGGCAUUAUUAAGAACUUUUACAACAUACAAGCACAUGUUUUAAUACAUUCAUAACGACCUUCGUGUUUUACGAUCAAGCUUUUUUAAAAUUAAAUUUUUAAUAAAAAUGCUAAUUUUCGCUAUUUAUAUUCCCAACCCAAUCUCACGGCAAUUCGUAACUUAUUGAUUUAGUGGCUAAUUCGUAUGAAUUUGUACAAUCUAAUUCGUACAGUUCAGUACGAUUUGCUCAUCACCCAAUGAUGGUUGGGGUUAGGGGUGGGGUUGGGUGUCAAGCCUCCUUUUUAAAAUUGCACAUUUUUGUAUGACUGAACUUGUACGAAUUAGCCACUAAACUGACAAAAUGUAAAAUUCUUACGUUUCUUCGUAACAUCAGGCUGAUAAUCCAUAUUAAUAACUCAUGUAAAGCAGUCGGUUACAUUCGAAUUCCCUGUCAGAAACGUCUAGUGGCUGAGAAUGAGGUUUUUGGAGUGUCUGGUAUAACGUUACUGUUGUUUUCGUAUGUUUACAUAAAUAAAUAUGGCCACGAUGUAAAUGCACAGUACAGUUACAAGCUUAUUUACUCAUUAUAUCGUUAUGAUAACAUGAUAUUGUCAUAAUUUUGAUGAUUUCCUGAAGAUAAAUACCAAAAAAUAUUCUGACUGGAAUGCAACAGUCCCCAUCGUCUAUCACAUAUGAAGAGCUCGCAAUGACUUAUAACGACGUGUGCUGGUGUUGUACUGCCGUCCCAUUUCAUUCAUUAAUUUUCCUUUGGCUUAGUCCCUUUAUUCAUCAGGGGUCACCACAGAGGAAUGAACCUCCAAUUAUUACAGCAUAUAUUUUGCACAGCGGAUUUUUCCCUGCAGCAACCUAGUACUGGGAAACACCCGUACACUCUCACAUGCACACACAUACACUACGGCCAAUUUAGUUUAUUCAAUUCACGUAUAGCGCAUGUGUUUGGACGGUGGGGGAAACCGGAGAACCCACAUCAACAAGGGGAGAACAUGCAAACUCCACACGGAAAUGCCAACUGACCCAGCCAGGACUCAAACCAACGAUCUUCUUGCUGUGAGGCGACAGUGCUAGCCACUGAGCCACCCUCUGUCCAAUUUCUUAGGGGUAAAUUUGAAGCACUUUACACUUUGAUUCCAAGGCCAAGGGGAAGGGGUAGGUGUAACGAAGUUAUAUUUGAGUUGAAGGACCGGAGACGUUACAUAGGCGUAAAAAAAUGAAAUCAGGAUUGGGUCUAAAAGUAAACAGUUUUUUUUAGUCUGAAUGAGAAAUAAUAAGACUUGAAAAAUAUAUUUUACCUGCUUAUUUUAUUAUCAUUAUACAUAAAUAAGCGAUUUAAAAACCAUAAAAAAAUGGCAUUUUUCGAAGGAAAUGACAAAUCGUCAGAAAUAUCGUUAUCGCAAUACUUAACAACAUCGCAUACUUUCCCAAUAUCGUGCAGCCCUAGUGUCUCGUGUGUGUACUGUAUGUGAAAUGGAUCUUUUACCAUGUGAGAAAUCAAAUGUUUUCAUUUUCAUCUUUUGUUCAUUAAAUGUAUAGUGCAUAAACUGAGGGGUUGAUUUUACUUCGAAAGAGACCCACGUGCGACACAGAUACCAUUAAUUCUCUUCAAAAUUCUAGUGCACUUAUGAUUUGCCUUGGUGAAUUGUAUUCAACCUGCAUUGAAAGGCACUAUUUAUCACGAAUACUGUCUUUAAAGGGGUCCGCGGAGCGUGUGGGUUGUCAUUAGAAAUAUUUUAGCUCAUCUUCCACCAGUUAUGUUACCUAAUAUUCAAGUAUGUAUCAUCUCAUAUGAAUUAUCAAGCUUUCUGUUUAUCUGUUUUAAAAUGAAAUAAACUAUACAAAGAUA
Danio rerio (zebrafish) is the source of this 4847-nucleotide messenger RNA. The record is from RefSeq and is a predicted model, not a curated record. NCBI's taxonomy places the organism in Eukaryota, Metazoa, Chordata, Actinopteri, Cypriniformes, Danionidae.